This is a messenger RNA of Danaus plexippus (monarch butterfly), 5846 nucleotides long. Its product is annotated as protein tramtrack, beta isoform-like. The record is from RefSeq and is a predicted model, not a curated record. The coding region runs from base 222 to 1355 and encodes 377 amino acids. The transcript has 9 exons. Gene Ontology annotation, molecular function: protein binding. Gene Ontology annotation, biological process: regulation of transcription by RNA polymerase II. Gene Ontology annotation, cellular component: nucleus. NCBI's taxonomy places the organism in Eukaryota, Metazoa, Arthropoda, Insecta, Lepidoptera, Nymphalidae.
ACAUUAUUAGUGCAAGCGGGACAGGACGCGACAUUUUGAUACGGAACUUUUCCGUGUAUUGAUUGCCAUGCCAGUCAGAACACAGAAGUAUCUCUUUCAUACCAUAGGAAUAUAAUACUUGGAUUACCUUCGUUAACAUGUAUUUUCGCCCAUCAGUUUGCGCAGACAUAUAGUUAGAUGCAUACGUAAGCAGUUAUAUUUGUGAUUGAUUUUCAGCGGAGAUGGCGAUCCCUGAACAGUUUUCGUUACGGUGGAACGAUUUUCACUCAAACUUGUCUCAAUCUUUCCAAGCUCUUUUGGAAGGCGAAGAUCUGGUGGAUGUAACAUUAGCGGCGGGAGGGCAGUAUGUUCAGGCUCACAAGCUCAUACUUUCGGUCUGCAGCCCAUACUUCAAGGAGCUGUUUAAGAUGAACCCGUGUGAACAUCCGAUAGUUAUACUGAAGGAUGUAGCUCACCAGGAACUGAAACAGCUUCUGCAAUUUAUGUACCGCGGAGAAGUACAUGUGAGACAGCAAGAGCUCUCUGGAUUUUUACACACAGCCGAGUUACUUCAAGUUAAAGGGCUCACGGGUGGUAGAGAGAGAAGUGAAUCUCCCCAGCCAGUGGUUGAAAGUGAGUCAACUAACACUGGUCGUCAGCAAGUACCUGAAUCUGGUGGUGAUAGUCUACCUGAAUGGGUCCCACCUUCCGAGGAGGCGACUGUAUCAGAUGUUUCACCAGAAUCAGCCAGCUCGGGGCCUCCCACCGAAGAAGCAACUCGAAGCCCACUGAAGAGAUUAUUGAAGAACACACCAGGCAAGACAACCUAUAAUAUGAAGAAGAAGCCUCGACCUGUCAACGAUAGCCCCACUCAUGCUGAGAACACGGAAUAUGCAUCUGACAGUGAGCCCAUGAUCGACUUCGACAGCGACAUGUUCAAUAAUGUCCUAUUGCCAGAUUCAGCCAAAGACUCGGGAUGGAACUGCAAAACCGGUGGUGUUAAGUGUCCGUCCUGCCAUCGGUUUUUCGCGAAUCGGUACAAUCUUAAAGUGCAUAUACGUGACAAGCACGACACUAGAGAGGGUACGCUACAAUGUGAUAUAUGUCAAAAACGUAUGCGUAAUCCAUCAUGCCUCCGGGUUCAUAUGUACCAUCAUCGGAAGCAGGCUACAUAUUUGGCACAACUCAGCGCCCAAGGCGAUCAAAUGAGACACGCCGUUCAGAACAUGGUUGGCAAUAAAUGGCGAUCUGAAGCAAACGCGGAGUUCAGGGAUGCUGACAAUUUCCCAGCUGUCACUGAGAAUGCCAAGCUGCAGGCGGAAAGGCCAAGCGAGGCUGCUCUGCCUAAGUCAGAGACUAAUCAAGAGGCCGUAUGAUUAACGGCCCAUGUUCCGGACGACGAUUUCGUGGACCCAAUAACACUGGCAUCUAUAUUCACCCAGAAAUUCACAUGGAAUUCAAAAUUGAUAUUCGGCUACAACCCUAAAAAGACAAGAAACAGGAAACGGAAGUCACCCAAGAAAAAGAAGUAGGUCCGUUUGAUUUCCUCAUUGUAAUAUGUUACCGUCAUGUUCUGCCUGUUCGAAGUUUUUAUUGGUUUAUUUCCAAAAUUUCUCAUGUCAUCCGGACAUAGAUAAUGUGAGUGUCAGCGAUUUAUACAUUUGAUUUAUAUGUUUCUUAUGGCACUGUUGAAGAGGUUAUAACGUACCUUCUACACUCCACCACACAAAAUCCAAAGACUGAAAGAAAUAUGCACAUAACAAAACUUGCAAUUAUGUACAGGGUGUGCACUUCGACGUACUUAGUUGUAAUGUCAUACAAAAAGAAAAAGUUAUUUCCCAAUACCAUAUAUUUUUUAAGUUUUAAUUUUACAUACUGUAUUCUGUAAUAGUUAUUAAGUUGUGGUUUCUGUGCCGCCUCGAACAUAGUUGUCUCAAGUCUACUUUAAGGUUUAGGAAGAAUCUCAACGCAAGCCUGUGAACAAAUGAUAAUUUAGAUGAUGUGGCACUAAUAUGGAGAGCCACCUACAAUUUUAAUCAAUAGAUAUUAUAAUGUAUUAACAGUAAAAUUAAUUUUAAAUAUUUGACAAGCUGUAACAAAGUACAAUUAAAGAAGAAGGCUUGGUCAGUUUUAAAUUAGUUAUUAAAAAUGUUGCCAUUCCAAAAUUACAAAUGUACAAAAUAGUUUCUCAUUUUUUUUACAAUGUCUUUAAACAUUAAGUACAAGAACAAGGUUUAACGGUUACAAAUAACAAAAGAAUAAAAAUAAAAAUUUAAAUAAAAUGAAUAAAUAAAUAAGAAAAUAAUAAAAAUAACCUUACAGUACAAAAUACCUUAUUGUGUAUAUUAAUCAUUUAUAAAAUGUAUGCUUUACUUAGUAAUUUUAAGUUUUAUUAUUAAGAUUUCAAUAUUCGUAAUGUUUUUUUAGAGAACAGUUUUUAUACAUACGAUUUAUUAUUUUAGUCCGAUAAUGAUGUAUACAUUUUUUUUUUUUUUUUUUUUUUUUUAAUAUUUAACAAGGGUCUAGGUGUAUUUAAAUGAAAAUUUGUAUGUACCUCAUUUUUUAAUCGACUGUCUUAGUUGUAAUUUUUGAAAUCAUGACAAAAUAUAUUCAAGGGAUUACAAUGUCUUUGAUCUGAUUGAAAUCAUUGGAGCCAGCUUGUCAAAUAGUGAUUGCCAUUAUCUAUGUGGGGUUGGAUUUGAAUAUUAUUAUCUGUGCGGGGUUGAUUUGAACAUUCUUAUAUAUAUAUACACCCACAUAUAUAUAUUAUCAUAGAAAUGUAUGUCAAAAUUCUGUGAAGCUUUAAUAUUAUAUAUCUUUUCGUCCCAUCGUUAGUCGAACGUCAGAAGUUAUAUUAUAUCGAUAGUUUAGCUCUCUCAUACAUAAUAUAUAAAAAAAAAAAAAUAUUAUUAAUUUAUGGCAUUGAGAUUUUUAGUUGUAAUGGUUGGAUUUUUGUUAUUUCUUCCGUCCCAUUCCGUUUUGUAUGACAUAGGAUGUGAGAUUAUUAUUAUUAUUAUUUUUAUAUUUUUUUUUUUUUAUAAUUUAAUUCCUCUUUUACAGGCAAAUUAUUUAUCAAAUACAGUGAAUCUCAUUUUACAAUUUUAUUGUGGAUUGUGUAACCUUUAUCUGUUUUGUAUAAUGUCAUAUUCUCUAUGCUGAGAGCUCAAUUUUGUUGUGACGUAUAUCGUACCUCUAUGUAGUAUAGGAUAUUUGACUAAAAUCAACUAAAUCACAUUCAUACUGCUCUGUAUGUGGAUUUUGAAUUUUUAAAGACAUUUUUGAUGGCUUUAAUGUUCUGAACAUAUAAUAUAAUCAUGGUUUGGGUGGAUCUAACCAUUAAGGAUAAGGGGUAAUAGAACUAACACGUCUAUUAUAUUCGAUUGUAAGCUUUUAUUUUAUCUCAUUACAUUCCAGUAGAUGUAAGCCUGCAUAAUCAAACCUAAUAAGGUCUAAGUAUUUCUUAACAUAUUAUAUGAUAAUCUUUUAGUACUCUUAGAGUAAGGUUUUUUUUUUUUUUUUUUUAAUAUAUUAUUUCCAAGGAGAUUAUGACUUCUUUUAUAAGAUACAUUCCAUAUUUCGGUAGCUGUAUUAAUGUGUUAGUUUUUAUGAUAUUUUUUUACCAAAUUUUUUUUAUACCAAUGCUCUUAUACUAUGUGACGGUUAUAUAGGUGCAGCUAUUUACUGACAAUUAUAAAGUCCCCCUUAUAUAGGAGGUGGACGUGGGUCGUGUCUAAGCGAAACGUGGAUGUCAUUUAUUUUUAGAAUUUAAGGUUUGUUUUUUUUUUUUUUUUUUGGUUCAUUUAAUACUCAGUAUACAAGCAGAGUAGAUCCUUUUUAGAUCGCGACUUCAUUUGAGCAGCAAGAUUUUUUUUUUUUUUAUAGCUUGCAGUCUACAAUUUUUUUAUGUAAAAAAAAAAUAUAUAUAUAACGGAUCACUCAAGAUGUUUAACGUGGAUAUAAUACUGGUUUGAUGUUUUCAACAUUUCGCACCUAGUCAUAACCUAAACGACGAUUGUAGACUGCUAAGAUAAAACCAAAUAUAUAAUAUUUUCUGUCUUAAGUUCUCCAACGCCAUAAAAUUAAUGUAUGUCUAUUGAUGUUACGUAACAUUCCACAUUUGUAUUAUCUGUGUAGCAGUUAUUAGUCUGUGCUCAAAUAUGUGUCUAUUUACAGGAUUUUCAUGACAAUUUAGUGUUAUAAUAAGUUAGGAUAGUUGUUCGUGGGACAUUCGUGUAUCUUAAACGAUCAGAGAUCGCAUCGUCGGGACGUUCGGUUUGGUGUUUUCAAAGUGUUUUAUGUAAUGACGAAUGUUUCACACGAUGUAUUUUUUAAUAAUUUUAAUAUUAAUAUAUGAUAAUACUUCUGUCAGUUUUCUCGCCAUAUAUACUUAUAUGUAAUGGGUAUCCAGUCGUAUUUAAUCUAACCUGCUAUGUUAUCAGGUAUAGCUGUAGGUAUCAACCAUGUUUUGUAUAACACCUCAAGCAGGGUAAGAUUCGAAAGGAGCUUGUUUAGUUCGAAGUUUUUCGAAUGUGCUAUUUCAAUUGCUAUUUUGGAAUAAAAUUUUGAAAGGCAAAGGGACACGUUUGUAAUUUUUGAUGUAUUUGGUGUCAAAAAAAAUUAAAUUAAAAUUUUAAUGUAAAACGUUAAAUUGUACCCGCUGCUAAUGUCGGUGCAAUACUCUCGUGCUCUUGUAAAUUUUAAUUGUUUUUUCGAUAAUUAAGUUUAUGAAUACUAAGAACUGGUCUUCGUGUCGGGGAAAUUAAAAAAAAAUAUCAGAAAUGUAAUAGGUAGAUUAGAUUUGAGUACGGAGUAUUGCUUCUACAUUUAGCUAAUAUUUUGGAGCGAUUUUUUAAAUGGCCAAUUGAAAUGUAUGGACUAGGAAUAACGCAGUGAUAUGUGUCGUCCUAUUUAGAGAUGGAAUCUCUCGUAACCUAAAGGCUGCUGUUUGAAAUGUGAUAGGAUCGGUUGGCAGCGAAAAUGUAUGACGUUUUUGAAGGUUUUGAACAUUUUUUUUUUAAAUUUAAAAAGAUAUCCACAUUCGUCUCUUUCUAGUAUUAAAAUUAACUUACACACCGACGCCUAUUUGUAGCGGUGUCGAUAAUCUUCAAGGAGUUAUAUCAAGGUCAUGGGCCGAGAGAGGGAUAAGUCUUGGAUGUAUUUGUAAACCUAUUUGUAGCUCUAUGUGUCGUCUGAUGUAAUUUCUAUAAUAGGUUGUGGUACCCUAGUUGAUACACAUUAAAUAUUAAUGACAUUUAUCCUAGCGUAAGUUGUAACAGUCAAUGUAACAAAAAAAAAAAAAAAAUGUUUUUUUUUUUUGUUUCCGAGAUUUCAUUUUGAUAACGAUGCCUAAUUUUGUUUAGCGCAACCUCGUUGAUAAGGCAUUUACCAUUCCAUUUUCUAAUUAAGACCACUUGUGUACAUGCAUUUUAUAUUUUUUUUAUUUUGCGAAAACAAAAGAAGCCUUGUGUGAGAUGUCACAUUUUGAGUCGGUCUUUUUUUUAUAUUAGCUCUCUACUGUUGUGAUGUAAUUUUUUUUUAUAUGGCAAAAAUUUUGUGAUCGUCGAUCUGGAUGUUUCCUCAGUAAGGAGUCUUUUUUUUGUUCGGUUAACUUUGUACGAGCAUUGCGUGUAUUUCAAAUUGUUAACUAGUGGUGUUCCAUAUUCCAGCUCUGUGUUGGGACCGCGUAUUAAAAUGCUCGUACAACAGCAGGACCGGUUCCGUCUGUCACUGUUCUGGCAUUCCAACGUUUCGAUGCUCUGUGUAUAUUUUGUUCCGUCGAAACUCUUAUACUCGAUUAUACUCAUGAUCAGUUUUUAAUAUUUUUACUUUAGCCUCUAUUCGAAAUAAUAAAUUAUAAUUUUAUACUA